AUGGACCUGCAGGCUGGUCACCCCAUGCAGGUCUGCAAGGCCAGUUCCGGUCCAUGCAGAGAAGGGUGCCUGGACCCCGACCUGGCAGUGGGGACAAGGGGUGGACCACUGACGUCUCUCCUUAUCAGGACCCCGGACGCAGGGUUGCCCUCGUCUGAACCUGGAGCUGCCUGGAAAGAUUUGGGAAACCUCAGGCUCUGGCAGAGACCCCAGCGGGAAGUCCGGGAGCUUCAAGUUGGGGAGCAGCAGUGCUCUGGGCGGAUCCUGGCCAAGGGCUUCCAGCUUGCUGUGGUCUGUGCUGCUGAGCCUACACCUCUGCUGCUUCCCUGCAUCCCUGGAAGAACUCGGGAGACUCUGGUGCCUCUGCCCGCCCAGGGCUGGCAGCUUCCCGAGGGAUCUGGGCCUUGGGGCUCCUCAGCUUGUGAACGCUCGCACAUUUGGGCCUUUCUGGGCACCCCUCUGCUGGGUUUGUCCUUCCAUCCGCAGAAGAAGCCACAGAGCGGAGCCCUACGCCACGUAGCAGAAACCGAGAGGCGCUUCCGCCUGGGCCGGGACCUCGGAGCCUGCCGGGAGGGUCGCACACCCGCGGGCACCCACCGGCCGCCGCCCCGCCGGCCCUUCCUUCCGCCCGGCCGAGGCCCCGACGCUGCGCUCCGAGAUGCCCUAAGAGUCGCAGAGAGGCCCCGGGCAGCGCAGGCGCCCGCUCAGCUGCGAGGGAAGAUGUGCCCCCGAGGACUGGCACUUGCCCUGGCCAGCUGCCUACUGCUGGGCCUCACCUGUGACUCGGUGCCCGACCGUGUGCCACGUGAGCACCCAGACCCACCGGAGAAGCCAGAGGGAACCACAGAGCCUUUGCUGGACCACACAGUGCGGGCGGAGGAAAGUCACGGAAAAUACAGCCCCAGGCAGGAUGAGGAGACCCCCGCCCGUCAAUGCUUCCGCUGCUGUGAUCCCAGCCCCCCGGUGCACCCCCAGAUCAACAUCACGAUCCUGAAAGGCGAGAAGGGCGAUCGCGGCGACCGCGGCCUGCAGGGCAAGGCGGGCAAGGCGGGCUCGGCGGGCGGCCGGGGCCACGCGGGCCCCAAGGGGCAGAAGGGCUCGGCGGGGGCCCCGGGCGACCGCUGCAAGGCGCUGUACGCCGCCUUCUCGGUGGGCCGCAGGAAGCCCCUGCACAGCGCCGCCUACUACCAGCCGCUCAUCUUCGACACGGCCUUCGUGAACCUGUACGAGCACUUCAACAUGUUCAGCGGCCGCUUCUGCUGCUACGUGCCGGGCGUCUACUUCUUCAGCCUCAACGUGCACACGUGGAACCAGAAGGAGACCUACCUGCACGUCAUGCGCAACGAGGCGGCGGCGGCCAUCCUGUACGCGCAGGCCGGCGAGCGCAGCAUCAUGCAGAGCCAGAGCCUGCUGCUCGAGCUGCGCGAGCGCGACGAGGUGUGGGUGCGCCAGUUCCGCGGCGAGCGCGACAACGCCGUCUUCGGCGACGAGUUCGACACCUACGUCACCUUCAGCGGCUACCUGGUCAAGCCCGCGCUGGAGCCCUAGCC
Suncus etruscus (white-toothed pygmy shrew) is the source of this 1550-nucleotide messenger RNA. It is a transcript of the gene C1QTNF1, whose product is annotated as C1q and TNF related 1. The record is from RefSeq and is a predicted model, not a curated record. The transcript is spliced from 8 exons. NCBI's taxonomy places the organism in Eukaryota, Metazoa, Chordata, Mammalia, Eulipotyphla, Soricidae. The coding region runs from base 1 to 1548 and encodes 515 amino acids. Gene Ontology annotation, molecular function: protein binding.